AUGCGCCCGCCCACGAAAAGAAGAAAGAUCGCUGUCCCCGCGCGUGUGGAGGAAAUAUCAUUCAACCCAGAGUCCCGCGAGGAGUACCUGACCGGGUUUCACAAGCGAAAAGUACAGCGCGCCAAACAUGCACAGGAAGCUGCAGAGAAGAGAGCAAAGGAGGAGAGGAGAGAAGCGCGGAAACAGAUCCGAGAAGAACGAAAGGCAGAAUUCGAAGAAGCGCUGAAACGGCAUCGGGCGGAGAUGGAGGCGUUAAAUGGCUUUCCCUCCACCGUGGGAGGGGACGAUGACUCUGAGGAUAGAGAUGAUGGCGAAGAAUGGAAUGGAAUCAUCGAUCCCCCGCCAGUGGAUUACGAGGCGGAAUAUAUCGACGAAGACAAAUACACUACUGUCACUGUGGAAGAAAUCGAAGCUACCAAGGGCGGACUAGUAGUUAUGAAGAGGGACGUAGACGGGAAACCUCAGGAUAAAGAUGAGGCUGCAAACACGGAAGACGAGGAUGAGGACGAUGAGGAGAAGAAAGAAAAAGAGAAAGUGAAGAGCGACGGGAAAGGAAAAGGAAAGAAGAUAUGGACGAAGGAGAACCCUAAUAAAGAGAAUAGGAAGAAACGGAAGAAGAAGCGAGACUUCAAGUAUGAGAGUCCGCUGGAGAGGAAGCUGAACAGGGCCAAGGAGCGCGGGAAGAAGAAGAAACAGGCUGACGCUAGAAAGGCAAGCAAGGGAUGA
Molecule: messenger RNA, 726 nt
Organism: Arthroderma uncinatum
Lineage: Eukaryota; Fungi; Ascomycota; Eurotiomycetes; Onygenales; Arthrodermataceae
Product: rRNA processing protein Rrp17
Exons: 2
Coding region: 1-726 (241 amino acids)
Cellular component (GO): nucleolus
Molecular function (GO): RNA binding
Source: RefSeq, a predicted model, not a curated record